AUGAUACUAUGUUCGGUGCUUGUGGUCAGAGCACAGGUAGUGUUUGAGUGCACGGAUAAUGAUCAAUCCAGCGGACCAUUUCCCCACCAAUACGAUUGCAGCCUGUACUACAUUUGUUCGGUAGGGAAUAUAUACCUGAUGGCAUGUUAUGACGGAUACCACUUUGCUGUCGCGACUAAACGGUGUGAACCACCGGAAGUAGCACUGUGUGACGCAAGCUACACAACAUCAUCAACACCACCAACGGCACCUUCAGGACCAACACUGCCAACUUCGCCACAGCCAACGUUUCCGUCGAGUACAACUACGCCAGAAACAACGUCAACAAUGGCUUCAACAACCACAUCACCGGAGUCGACAACCACAACCACCUCUGCAGGGGAAACAACAACAGCUUCCGAGAUUACCGACACUCCACCAACGGUUACAACGACAGAAGAUGACACAUCAACUACUACAACUUCUUCUUCAGCCGAAACAACAACAGCUUCCGAGAUUACCGACACUCCACCAACGGUUACAACGACAGAAGAUGACACAUCAACUACUACAACUUCUUCUUCGGCCGAAACAACAACAGGUUCCGAGAUUACCGACACUCCACCAACGGUUACAACGACAGAAGAUGACACAUCAACUACUACAACUUCUUCUUCAGGCGAAACAACAACAGCUUCCGAGAUUACCGACACCCCACCAACGAUUACAACGACAGAAGAUGACACAUCAACUACAACAACGAGUUCGACUGAGACCACAUUCGCAGUUCCAACGGUAGGAACUGCGGGGCCACCGACGGCAGAAACUGCUGAAACUUCAACGACCACGGCCGAACUAACAACACCUUCUGAAGUAUCCGGUACUACACCAACGAGUUCGACUGAGCCCGAAUUCACGCCUCCGACGGUACCAACAGCUGCGUCAGCGACGGUUCGAACUGCUGGUUAA
Anopheles coustani is the source of this 948-nucleotide messenger RNA. Its product is annotated as mucin-2-like. Gene Ontology annotation, molecular function: chitin binding. The transcript has a single exon. Lineage: Eukaryota; Metazoa; Arthropoda; Insecta; Diptera; Culicidae. Bases 1 to 948 code for a protein of 315 amino acids. The record is from RefSeq and is a predicted model, not a curated record. Gene Ontology annotation, cellular component: extracellular region.